AUGGCCCUCCCCGGCCUUUCCCUCCCAGGCCUAGGACAAACUUCAUCAACACCAUCGGCACAAGUAGAGAACACAAUUCAAGCAUCACGGACCAAGAAUCUUCAAGCCAGAACAGAAUGGCGAUUCGAAGUUGCUUUCGGUCAACAAUACAGCAUCAAGCUCGAAAGCGGCCUCGCCGAGCUUUUCGGCGUGGAAUUGGCUCUGAAGCAAGUCUACACUUUCACAGGAUGCAAAGCCGCAGUUCUCACCUGGACAGGAUGUCAACUUGAAGUCACCGGAAAUGCUGAGAGCGAGUAUGCUGGACAGGAAACCGAUUAUGCUGUGGAAUGGUUGAACGUGUAUGGGAUGCUAGAGACGAUGAGAGCGCAGAAUCAGGUGGAUGGGCCGAGAGUGCUAGUUGUCGGUCCUGAUUCUGUAGGAAAGUCUAGUCUUGUCCGGAGUUUGGCGGCGUGGCAAGUACGCAGUGGACAUAAUCCUACAGUGAUCAAUCUGGAUUCUCGAGAAGGACUACUAGCGCCACCAAGCAGUUUGACGGCGGUGACAGUUGAUUCACAGAUGGAAGUGGACGGAGGAUAUGGCAUUGCGCCAAUGUCUGGACCAACGCUCUCCCCCGUGAGAGCACCACUCAUCUAUCACUUUCCCUGGCAGUCUCCACUAGAGAAACCCGACGUCUACAAAGCUGUAAUCACUCGACUUGCAUUGACAGUCACGAACAAACUCGAGGACAACCACACCACAAAACGAAGCGGCAUUAUUGUGGACACUCCCGGUUCCCUCAACGAUCCCAGGAGCAACUACGAUCUACUCGCACAUAUUGUCUCGGAGCUUAGCAUCAACAUUGUGCUCACAAUCGGCUCGGAGCGGCUAGCGAGUGAUUUGAGUCAAAGAUUUGGUUCCAGUAAAACCCCGGAAGAGACCGUGACUGUAAUCCGCGUUGCGAAACCUGGAGGCGCCGUCGAGCGAGACGCCGGCUUCUCCAAAGAACUGCGGAAACAACAGAUCAGGACUUACUUCUUCGGUCCUGGUAACUCUCUCAAUCCGCAUUCACAUUCAAGCCCAUUCGACGCAAUUGAGUUGUUUGCUGCAGGAGGGGAGACUUCAUUCGAAAAGACGAAACCCAUGCCCGAAAUGACAGGUAGUCUGAUGGCCAUCAAGCACUGCGUCGGGAAGAGCAGCGCAGAUGACGUCAAAGUCAGCGCGGUGAAGGGGUAUUUGUUCGUGGCGGAAGUGGAUGAAUUGAAGCGCAGAGUGAGAUUCCUGGCUCCUCAUCCGCAGACUUGGGGUGACCGGGCUUUAGUCUUGAGCCAAGGGUGGCCAGAGGCUGUUGGAGAUCUAUAG
Messenger RNA from Ramularia collo-cygni, 1338 nucleotides. Its product is annotated as related to Protein clp1. The transcript has a single exon. Gene Ontology annotation, cellular component: mRNA cleavage factor complex; nucleus. Gene Ontology annotation, biological process: tRNA splicing, via endonucleolytic cleavage and ligation. Lineage: Eukaryota; Fungi; Ascomycota; Dothideomycetes; Mycosphaerellales; Mycosphaerellaceae. Gene Ontology annotation, molecular function: ATP hydrolysis activity; polynucleotide 5'-hydroxyl-kinase activity. The coding region runs from base 1 to 1338 and encodes 445 amino acids. The record is from RefSeq and is a predicted model, not a curated record.